AUGAUUGGAAGCAUCGACUGCAUGCACUGGCAAUGGAAGAAUUGCCUAACAGGUUGGGCUGGAGAAUACAGCGGUCGAAAACGUGUGCCCACUAUCAUCCUCGAAGCAGUCGCUUCUUAUGACACAUGGAUAUGGUAUGCCUUCUUUGGAAUGCCUGGAUCAUGCAACGACCUCAACGUCCUUGCUAAGUCCCCGUUGUUUGACGAGGUCACUACUGGUCGAGCCCCUCGGGUCCAAUUUCAAGCAAAUAACAGGAUUCACAAUUUAGGGUACUAUCUCGCUGAUGAUAUCUAUCCGCAAUGGGCGACUUUCGUAAAAUCAAUUCCAAGGCCUACACGACCGAAGGAUCUGAAGUUUUCCCAGGCUCAAGAGGGGUACAGGAAGGAUGUCGAAAGAUGUUUCGGCAUUUUACAAUCACGCUUUAGUAUUGUUCGAGGAGCUGCUCGUGGCUGGGAAAGAGAUGACCUUCGAUAUAUCAUGUUGACGUGUAUUAUAUUACACAACAUGAUAAUCGAGGAUGAAAGACCAGAUGACAGCGAUGAGGAUUUGGAGUCUGAUGAAGAAGAGGAUAACAAUAUGAGGCCCAGGUUUGGGAAGGACCGACUGCUGAUGACUUCGAUCCUGUUGGUAGAGAUGGUUAUUACUUCAACGGAUUCAUGGAUCGAUACGAUGCCAUUAGAAGUGCAAACAGUCACUCAAACCUUCAAGGGGAUCUGA
Molecule: messenger RNA, 717 nt
Organism: Rosa chinensis
Lineage: Eukaryota; Viridiplantae; Streptophyta; Magnoliopsida; Rosales; Rosaceae
Exons: 1
Coding region: 1-717 (238 amino acids)
Source: RefSeq, a predicted model, not a curated record